CACACAGCAGCCCAGCUCUCCAGUUCGAUGCAGGCAACUAUCCUAACGCUUCUUCUGGGCAGUAGCCUACUGUCGCUUACAGUUGCCGCACCCGACUCCAAAACCGCCGCUGCAGCCGCUCUCUCUGUCUCCCGGUCCGCUUCUGGGGGUUUCUGCACUUGUGCUGGUACCUCCUACAACGCAUCACUCGUCUUAACAUACGACUGUGGCGACUAUCGCUUGGGCCCAACCAAUCUUUUCCCAUCACUCCUGCAGGCCGCGACGGCAACUCAGCCGGAUCGCGUUGUCCCAAAAUUGCUGCGCGGCGCACUUGACUACGACCGACUUGGCGGUCUGUGUCCAGGCGAGUGGCUGGCGAAAUAUACCAAUGCGACGACGGGCUUCUUCAUCUACCCUGACGAGGAUGGUUUCCAGCUUCAAGCGCAAGUCCCCCCCGCGCCAGUCCAAAUGAACCCCCAAACAGGGCUUCCCAUCGAGCCAGCAGCGCAAAGCCAGUUGGAAGUGCCGAUAUCAGGGAUCCAGGAGCUGGAAAGAGGAAUGCUUCUUGACCGAUUCGGCAAGGAGACAGGACAAUAUUUGGCGCCAUAUGGAACCCCUUUCUCACAACGCGCGUUGCCUCCUGCAAGUCUGAACCCACCACAGGGCGCAAACGCCACAACGAGAUACGACUACCACAUUUACCGCGUCUUGAAGCCGUUUGAUGUGCGGUCUGGGCCAAUUGCCGCGUGGUUUGACCAGCCAGGGCAGGGAACGCAGUAUUUUGUGCAGAAUGCAACGGUCGCGGGGCUUUUGAGGGACGGGUUUUUGGAGAAAGCAUUUGUGGCAGGACAAUGA
Messenger RNA from Mycena indigotica, 834 nucleotides. RefSeq lists its product as uncharacterized. The coding region runs from base 28 to 834 and encodes 268 amino acids. NCBI's taxonomy places the organism in Eukaryota, Fungi, Basidiomycota, Agaricomycetes, Agaricales, Mycenaceae. The record is from RefSeq and is a predicted model, not a curated record. The transcript is spliced from 2 exons.